Messenger RNA from Gastrolobium bilobum, 789 nucleotides. RefSeq lists its product as uncharacterized. The record is from RefSeq and is a predicted model, not a curated record. The annotation marks the transcript as partial. NCBI's taxonomy places the organism in Eukaryota, Viridiplantae, Streptophyta, Magnoliopsida, Fabales, Fabaceae. The transcript is spliced from 9 exons. Gene Ontology annotation, cellular component: COPII-coated ER to Golgi transport vesicle; endoplasmic reticulum.
AUGGACAGCAUAAUGAGCAAGCUACGCAAUCUGGAUGCGUACCCUAAAAUCAACGAGGACUUCUACAGCCGCACGCUCUCCGGUGGCGUAAUCACCCUCGCUUCCUCCAUUCUCAUGCUCUUGCUCUUCAUCUCCGAGCUUCGAUUGUAUCUCCAUGCCGCAACGGAGACCAAGCUUGUUGUAGAUACUUCUAGAGGAGAAACGUUGCGUAUCAAUUUUGAUGUUACAUUUCCUGCACUAGCAUGUUCCAUACUCAGUCUUGAUGCCAUGGACAUCAGCGGAGAGCAGCACCUAGAUGUAAAACAUGAUAUAAUCAAGAAAAGAUUAGACUCUCAUGGCAAUGUGAUAGAAACAAGGCAAGACGGAAUUGGUGCUCCCAAGAUUGAAAAGCCCUUGCAAAGACAUGGAGGCAGGCUUGAGCACAAUGAGACUUAUUGUGGUUCGUGUUAUGGUGCUGAAGGGUCAGAUGAGGACUGUUGUAAUAACUGCGAGGAAGUUCGUGAAGCAUAUCAAAAGAAAGGUUGGGGACUUUCAAACCCAGAUUUAAUUGAUCAGGUCUGUCCAUAUGACAUCUUGACGUUUAAUUCGAUAUUAUUCCUGAGCUUAUCAAACACGAUUUUGUUGACCCUAACAUGUAUAACUCUUGCUUUUCAAAAGGAAUCUUUUAAUUUAAGUCACCACAUCAACAGAUUAACUUUCGGUGAGUAUUUCCCUGGUGUUGUGAAUCCUCUUGACCGUGUGCAUUGGACACAAGAAACACCAAGUGGGAUGUAUCAGUAUUUUAUUAAG